Syngnathus typhle (broad-nosed pipefish) is the source of this 1943-nucleotide messenger RNA. RefSeq names its product forkhead box F2b (gene foxf2b). Gene Ontology annotation, cellular component: nucleus. Lineage: Eukaryota; Metazoa; Chordata; Actinopteri; Syngnathiformes; Syngnathidae. Gene Ontology annotation, biological process: regulation of transcription by RNA polymerase II; animal organ morphogenesis. The transcript is spliced from 2 exons. Bases 414 to 1583 code for a protein of 389 amino acids. The record is from RefSeq and is a predicted model, not a curated record. Gene Ontology annotation, molecular function: DNA-binding transcription factor activity, RNA polymerase II-specific; RNA polymerase II cis-regulatory region sequence-specific DNA binding.
GGCCGAGUUUUGUUUGGCUAAAGUCGGCGCACAAAGUCGAAGAGCUUUUGCUGUUUCCUCCACUUGAGUGAUUGUAGCGCCACGCUGCACCACUUAGCUCCACUGUGGACCGCCCUCCCCCAGUGGAGGGAGCCCCUGCGUCCACUUGAAAGCCGUGCAGGGACAAUCGUCCGCUCAGGGCGAUCACCCCGCCUCUCGCUCUUCCUCUUCCCCUCCACUGGCCGCCGUGCGUCAGGUACGUGCAUGCGUAACGGCAAAGACAGAGACAGAUAUCUCUCUCCAUUUGGAUGUGAGCUAAAGGUGGCGUGACGCCCACUGCAGACGAGGACCACUGGAUCCUUUUUAUUUUUUUGCCCCUUUUCCAACCCUCGGGGGCCUCUCCCUCCUACCGCCAGCUGUGCGUCAGAGCUGACAUGACGACCGAGAGCCCUCAGCAGCUGCAGCUGCAGGAUCCUCCGCCUCCUCUGAGAUCCAGUCCGGCGUCUGGCGUCCCGCAUCCCGCCAUGCUGAGCCCCCAAGCCGCCUCGGAAAGCUCGUCGGCUGCGCUCAAAGGAAAGAAAAGCAACUCCGGUUUAAGGCGGCCGGAAAAGCCUCCGUACUCCUACAUCGCGCUCAUCGUUAUGGCCAUCCAAAGCUCCCCGAGCAAGCGGCUGACCCUCAGCGAGAUCUACCAGUUCCUCCAGGCCCGAUUCCCGUUCUUCAGGGGCUCUUACCAGGGAUGGAAAAAUUCGGUUCGGCACAACCUCUCGCUGAACGAGUGCUUCAUCAAGCUGCCCAAGGGACUGGGCAGGCCAGGCAAAGGCCACUACUGGACCAUCGAUCCUGGCAGCGAGUUUAUGUUCGAGGAGGGGUCGUUCCGUCGUCGACCCCGAGGCUUCAGGAGAAAGUGUCAGGCCCUCAAACCCAUGUACCGGAUGAUGAACGGCAUCGGUUUCGGCACGUCCAUCUUACCGCAGAGUUUCGACUUCCAGGCGCCCUCGGCCGCCACGCUCGCCUGUCACGGCAACAGCUACAACCUGCAGGACAUGAUGAGCAAUCCCGUGCAUGCCACGGGAUACGACGGACUGGGCACCGGCCAUCAUGUUCCCCACAUGUCCCCGAGCCCGGGUUCCACGUACAUGGCCAGUUGCCCGGUGCCGUCCAACGGGGACUACGGGCCGGACAGUAGCAGCAGUCCGGUGCCGUCCUCUCCGGCCGUGGCGAGCGCCUUGGACGGCCACUCCCCGUACGCCAGUACGUGCGCGCACUGGGCCGCUUCGGGCGGGUCGCCCUACAUCAAGCAGCAGCCGUUAAGCUCCGGCAGCCCCGCCGCGUCGUCCUCUCUUCACUCCGGCAUGUCGUCGUAUUCCCUGGAGCAGAGCUACAUUCACCAAAACGCCAGGGAUGGCCACACCGGCGACAUAUCAGUGGGGAUUCCGCGUUACCAGAGCCACUGCGACAGGAAAGAUUUCGUGUUCAACUUGAACGGCAUCUCAUCCUUCCACCCCACGGCGGGCACUUCCUACUACCACCACCACCACCACCAUCAUCAUCAUCCUCACCCCCAGAGCGUGUGUCAGGACAUCAAACCGUGCGUCAUGUAAGCGCUGCUGUCGCGACGGACCUCCAAAGACGGACGCAUGCAGUCAAACUGCACGUCCGUCACAAUUAAGGGACUAUUUUUGUCUCUGUUGGAAUUACGACGACUGUAUUCACGUGUUUGCUUCUUCGUGGACCUGAGCAAAUAUGCACUGAAGGAAAAUGAAGGAAACUUUUGCGCCCUUAACACGCGCCUCUUCGUGAUAAUGCUCAACAUUUUGCCGUGUAUUAUGUUUGAUUUUCCACACGGAUGCUGUAUUAUGAACUGCUACAAAUAUUGCACUUAUCGUAUAACCAUUGUCCAAAUAUGUCUCUUGUAAGGAGUUUCAAUAAAGCUCUUACAUUGUAGGAGGCCUAUUCAAGCA